GGCCGUCCCGGAGGCGGCCGCCCUGCUGCGCGCCGCCGGCGCCAACGACGUGGAGCUGCUGCGGGCGCUCGUGCGGCGGGGGCCGCGGCUCGAGGAGGUGCGGGAGACCGACCGCAACGGCCGGACCGGCCUCAUCGUGGCCUGUCACCACGGCUUCGUGGACGCCGUGGUGGCCCUGGCGGAGUGUCCCCCACGUCGACGUGAACUGGCAGGACAGCGAGGGGAACACGGCCCUGAUGACGGCGGCGCAGGCAGGCCACGCCACCAUCACCAACUACCUGUUGAACUAUUUCCCGGGCGUGGACCUUGAGAGGAGGAACGUGUUUGGCUUCACGGCCCUCAUGAAAGCCGCCAUGCUGGGCCGGACAGACUGCAUCCGAGCUCUGAUGCUGGCAGGGGCGGAUGUGGACGCCAGGGACCCCCGGCGGGGGCUGUCUGCGCAGGAGUGGGCGGCGUUCACGGGCCGCGCGGAGGCCGCCCGGCUCAUGCGGAGGCUGCUGGAGCGGCCCUGCCCGGAGCAGCUGGGGGACAAGUACCGGCCCGAGUGGCCGGCGGCCGGCGAGGCGUUGGCGGGGAAGCCGGCGGCGCCCCGCGGCUGCCUGCAGAGGCUGCGGCGGUGCCUGCGCUGGGCGCUGGCGGCGCGGGGCGCCCGGGGCCCGGAGGACGGCGGCGCGCUGGACCACAUGGUCCGGGUGACCACCGGGCUGCGCAGCCCCGCCGUGGCCAUCGCCUGCCGGACCGUGUGCCCCGACAGCCCCCCGCGCGUGGGGCAGAGGCGCUGGGCCGUGCCGGAGAUCCUGGCGGCCCGGGGGACCGGGGCCGGGGGCGAGGCCCGCGCGCCGCCGCCACCGCCGCCGCCGCCCCCGAGCCCCGCGGCCCGCCGCCCCCCGGCCCCGCGCCAGCCCGGCCUCCUGGCCCUGCCGCUCCUGCGGCGGCGGGGCAGCGUGCGGCCCGGCCUGGUGGUGCCCCGCGUCCGCGUCAGCAAGGCGCCCGCGCCCACCUUCCAGCCCGAGCGCGCGGCCGGCACCAAGGACAGCGCCCACCUGCAGAUCCCCAAGUGGCGCUACAAGGAGGCCAAGGAGGAGAAGCGGCGGGCGGAGGAGGCCGAGAGGCAGCGCCUGGCCCGGGAGGCGCCGCGCUGGAGGAGGAGGACGUGA
Perognathus longimembris pacificus (Pacific pocket mouse) is the source of this 1157-nucleotide messenger RNA. RefSeq names its product ankyrin repeat domain-containing protein 33B-like. Gene Ontology annotation, molecular function: protein binding. The transcript is spliced from 4 exons. The coding region runs from base 237 to 1157 and encodes 306 amino acids. The record is from RefSeq and is a predicted model, not a curated record. Lineage: Eukaryota; Metazoa; Chordata; Mammalia; Rodentia; Heteromyidae.